CGGCGCGGAGGACCAGAUGUGCCGUGACAUUAAACGUCAACCGAGCUCGCUAUGACACCGAAUUCAGGAUCUUUUCUGGUUCAUAAGAAGCCCUAUGCGCCCUAAAACAGUCUAUAGCACAAUCUGACUGCAAUCCAAUGCCGGCUUUCCAAAUGAGCGUUCUGCACUGAAAUCUGGGUUUAUAAGGAUUGUCUUUUGGCUUGCAUACCUUGCAAAAUAAAUUUAUUAUUUUGUCAUUCACCUGACCACCGAGCUUGCAGUUCGACCCGAGUGAAGGCGAAGAAAAAAAAGAAUGCUAAAGGAUGAGUCAGAGGGACACACUGGUUCAUCUGUUUGCUGGAGGCUGCGGAGGCACGGUCGGUGCCAUCUUGACGUGUCCGCUCGAGGUUGUCAAGACCAGGCUGCAGUCUUCCUCGGUGACCCUUUACAUCUCUGAGGUCCAGCUGAGCUCCGUGAACGGGGCCAGCGUCGCCCGGAUGUCCCCUCCCGGACCCCUGCACUGCCUUAAGUUAAUUUUAGAGAGAGAAGGUCCCCGUUCACUGUUUCGUGGCCUUGGACCUAACCUGGUGGGCGUGGCUCCAUCUAGAGCAAUCUAUUUUGCGGCCUAUUCAACGGCCAAAGAGAAGCUAAACGGUGUGCUCGAACCCGACUCCACGCAGGUGCACAUGGUCUCUGCCGGCCUCGCAGGGUUCACAGCGAUCACAGCCACUAAUCCUAUCUGGCUCAUAAAGACCCGUCUACAGUUGGAAGCCAGGAACCGUGGCGAGAGGCGCAUGAGUGCAUUUGAGUGCGUGAGGCGCGUGUAUAAAGCCGACGGGCUACGUGGCUUUUACCGCGGCAUGUCUGCCUCCUAUGCAGGCAUCUCUGAGACUGUCAUACAUUUCGUCAUCUACGAGAGCAUCAAGCGCAAGCUCGUCGAAUCCAAGGCGAACGCCAGCAUGGAUGACGAAGACGAAUCGGUGAAGGACGCUUCCGACUUCGUCGGCAUGAUGCUGGCCGCCGCCACCUCCAAAACCUGCGCCACGUCCGUCGCGUACCCGCACGAGGUGGUCCGUACCCGGUUGCGAGAAGAAGGCAGCAAGUACCGCUCUUUCUUGCAGACUCUAAGUAUGGUGGUUCGAGAGGAAGGAUACAGAGCGCUGUAUCGAGGCCUCACCACCCACCUCGUCCGGCAAAUUCCCAACACGGCCAUAAUGAUGUGCACCUACGAGCUGGUCGUCUACCUGCUCAACGGCUAAAACUGUGGCGGAAGAGGGAGGAGGAGGAGAGGAAGAGGUCAAGAGAAAGACGAUAGCGGUAGAGAAUGGAUAGCACAGAGAGAAACGAGGCAAAAAAGGAACCCGAGAGAGAGACGGAGAAAGAGUUUUAUGUUCCAGAUCUCUCCUCAAGGGGGUGCUGAUUUCACAUAGUAGGAAUCAGUGCUGACUUUGAGGCUUGCUUUAAUCCAAGAUGAAAGAGUGAUAAGUAAUGAACGAAAGAAAGAAGGGAAAGUUGGCCUGUUUCUCUUCUUAAUAUUUAAUGUGAAGCGAUCCUUAAAGGACUGUCAAGAGGGGAAUGCCUGAAAACCAGCCAACCAAAAAAAAAAAAAAAGCGAAAGAAAUCCAAAUUUGUUUAACCAGAUUAGUUCAGUGAGAAUUUAAUUCUAAAAUUCCAAAUGCUUCUUCAUGAAGUUUUGAUUAUUAUUAUUAUUAUUAUUAUUGUAUUAUUGUUGUGAAAUUAUCAGUGUUUACUUCCAGGCAGAUUUUCAUGACUCAUUUUCAAACAUUUCCCUCUAGAGGUCAGCGUUUCCCCACUGACCACGGCUCCCCACGCACACGUGACCGUUCCCGCAUCGACGCCAGGGCGAUCAGAUCUGUGAUCCUUUCACAUACUUCAAACUGAAGUGUUCUCUGUUCUGUUUGGAUAUUUUAAACAUUUUACUUGUGUUUAUUACAACAACCGGUAUGCUCUAACCCACGUGACGGGCGAUAGAGGAGUUACUAGCCGGGACUGGAAAGAAAAGUGCCGUUACUUGAAAUGAAAUGCAAUGAAAAAAAAAAAAAAGUCCAGUUAACCCCCCCAUCCCCGCCCCCAACUAAGGAAUGCAAAAUAUCAAGGAAUCCUUUCCCGCUUGCUAGUUUCCAGUGGAUUACGCAAAAAGCGCCAAAAAUUCGUUCCACCCCUCCGCUUCUCCCAGACAGUGGCUUUUACGAUCGUAUAUAUAUAUAUAUAUAAAUAUAUAUAUAUAUAUAUAUAUAUAUAUGCACUUUGUAGCAUUUCCAGGCUACAUGAUCUUUUAUGUUUUCUGUGUUUGCGGAGUUUCCUAUAGAACUUGUACUAUAAGACAUAGUAUUUACUGUAAAAGCAAGACAGUGUUUUGCGCCCCAGUCCCUUUCGGAGGCUGUUGUACAGAUCAGUCUAGUAAACUUCUAGUGAAGGACAUCAAUGUGCUUGUGUGUAUAUAGUGUGUAUAAGAGUAUGUAUGUAUGUAAUGUGUGCAUAUUAGAUAUUCUGUGUUGCUAUGAUUAUGCAGUAGGUUGUAACAAGAAUGAGUGAACGAACGAAUGGAUGAACGAACGAAUGUACUGGGUUCAUUUCAGAUUUUGCAUUAACACUAGGGAUGCAUCGAUACCGAUACAGCUGUCAUUAAAAAAACAAAAAAAACAAUGCGUCAAUACUGAUAUCGGAUAAUGUGUGCUAUUUGUGACGUAGCGUGUUGCCAUGGUAAUGACCAAAAUGACAUCUUUGACGCGCAUGGAUGUAUUUCCUGAUCAAUGAUCGGCAUGGACCUUCUGUAGUGUAAUCUGUAAAGACGGCCAGCCUGAGUGCAAAGGUGCUGCAAAUUGUGCGCACUCUAAAACAGUUCAUUUAUUUAGAUUUAUUUACCAUUCUAACCCAUUAUCAUAAGGCAGUACACUCAAAUAAUAUCCAUACAAUCCUAAUUAUGGGGGGAACAAAGGAAAAAUAUUGAUUAGGGAUGGGAAUCACCAGGGACCAUGCAAUACAAAUUUGAUUAUUUAUUUUUUUUUGCGAUUUUGUAAGUUUUGAUUCUGAACAAAAUUAGCAAAUAAUUUGCUCCUACCACACACGCUGCAUGUAGAAUGAUGGAGGUAUGGCAACAUUUUAUGCAUCAAAUGCAAAACAUGUAUAAUAAAAUUUUUAUUUAAAAAAAAGAAAUCGAUUUUGCAGCCAGUGGGGAACAUGAAUUGCCACACAAAAGAAUCAUAAUACAGCACUCAAUCGAUUUUUCUACAUUUUACUAUCGAUGCAUCCCUAUAUAUUUUUUUACAUUUCAGUUUUUUUUUCUUCAUUAUCAUGUUCAUAAAUUUGUAUCCAUGUCUCCUGCAACAUUUUCCUUCCGUUUCAUCUACAGAGUAUUAUGAAGGUGCUCAGUGUUUUAUUUUAACAUAAAAUUAACUUUUAUUAUUAUCAUUUCAAGCCACUGUCUUUUAAUUAAAAGAAAGCAGGUUCUCUUUUUAAUAAUAAUCUCUGUAUGCAAACCGUACAAGUGGCCCCAGAUAAAUAUGACAAUUUAAUAGAUAUUUAAAAAAAAAAGAAAGUGUUGGUUUGUCUUCAGUAUUAGCAAAUAGUACUGUGAGCCGGUUUAAAGACGCCUCUCCCAUCAUACUUAGUUUUUACCCAGACCGUGGUGUUUUGCGUUAUAGAAUUAUAUUUAAUGCUAAAUGACACACACACAAAAAAAAAACCCCGUGACGAAAUGCAUCUCUAAAUUAGCAUGUGUAAUUAGCAUGUUUUAAGAAGGGGGAAAAAGCAAUUAAAAUAUGCCAUUUUUAAUGAUGUAAUUAAUUCCCCAGGACUAUAUUAUAAAAUGAAGACUAAUGGUCUUUAAAAUGUUUCUGCAGUUUUUAUAGAAAUAGUAAUUAGCAUUUUUAAGUAUUGGCCUUCCUGCAAGUAUACUUAAAAUUCUGCACUGGGGAAACUGAUUGAGAAAUCUUGUUGAGGUUUGCAUCGUAAUUUAGAGAUUAGUUUAAAAAAUAAUAAUUAUUAAAAAAAAAAAAGUUUUCUUCAUACUGGGUCAACACUAACAAUGAACUGGUCACAUAUUGGCUGUUUUAGUUUUGUUCAUCUUUGUGUGUGUGUGUGUAUGAGAGAGAGAGAAAAAUGUGACCAUUGCUGGUUAUGUAAGAUCAUACCUCCUUUUUUUUUGUACAAAAACGAGUAAAUAAAAAGCACAUUAAAGGAA
Molecule: messenger RNA, 4183 nt
Organism: Clarias gariepinus (North African catfish)
Lineage: Eukaryota; Metazoa; Chordata; Actinopteri; Siluriformes; Clariidae
Gene: slc25a36a
Product: solute carrier family 25 member 36a
Exons: 7
Coding region: 303-1238 (311 amino acids)
Biological process (GO): pyrimidine nucleotide import into mitochondrion; mitochondrial transport
Cellular component (GO): mitochondrial membrane; mitochondrion
Molecular function (GO): pyrimidine nucleotide transmembrane transporter activity
Source: RefSeq, a predicted model, not a curated record